UUAAAGCCGCGUUUCCACCGCAGGAACUUUACCCAGGAACUAGGGACUUGGUCCGGUACUUGGUGUGUUUCCACCGCAGGAACCAGGAACUAAAUAAAAGUUCCGGGUAAAAAAAUGCCCCCCAGAAAGUCCCUGCUUGCGAGGUGGUACUUUUUCAAAGUUCAGGAACUUUCGGGGGUGGGACUAGGCGCUGAACACGCUGAUUGGUCGGAUUCACGCCGCAUUUCAUUGGUCGACUCCAGGCAGCAGUAAGUUCCAUCCGCCAUUUUCAAACAUUUGUUGCGGUGCGAACAUUCAACAAUGGAAUCUAAUAAAAAAUACGAUCGUUGGACCGACGAGGAGGUGCAGGCUUUAUUAAGCGUAUUUUCAGAAGAGGACAUCCAGCGGGAACUGGAAACGGCGACCCGCAAUGAAAAGGUGUACUUGAGAAUGUCGAGUCGGCUAUGCGAGCUCGGGAUAGUGCACACAGGAAAACAAUGCCGAGAGAAGUUGAAAAAACUUAAGCAAGAUUAUAAGAAAAUAAAGGAUCACAACAACAGAAGUGGAUCCGACCGGCGAACCAACAAGUGGUUUGACCGCCUAGACGCGUUACUAGGACACAGACCAUCAUUUUCUGGUGCAGCGGUGACGUCGGACUCCGCUACUGCAUUGUUGGAAGCCAUGCCGGAAUCCGACGAACAGUGGGUUGAAGACGAAUCGAGUGGGCCGAGUGAAUUGCAGGCAACAGAGGUCAGCGUGUUUUCCCCUGCAAUCACCAGUAGCCCUCGUCUCAAUUGUCCCGCUGAAUCACACACACGCCAAGGCAAGAGGAAAAGGGAUAGUGACUUCCUUGAUGCAUUGCGAGAGAUGGAAGAUGCUAAUCGAGCCGUCCUGCAGCGUGGACAAGAACAGCGAGACGAGUACAUGAAGCUGUUACUCGAGAGCCAGGCUGAGGAGAGAGAGAUGAGGAGGCAAGAGUUGGCAUUCCUCCAGUCAGAAGCUAGAGAAAGCAGGCACCAACAGAGAGACUUUCAGGCUGGGUUUCUGUCUGUUCUUGGAGAGUUUGUACAGUCUUUCAAAAAGUAGCCACUUGACUGAACAGAUUCUCGUUUGCACUUUAAACCUUUGUCUUUGCACGCCUGCACACACAUAUAUAUAAAAAAUAUAUUAUAUAUAUAUAUGUGUGUGUGUGUAUAAAUGUUUCUUUGCACUGUUGGGAGUAGAUAUAUAGUAGUCAACAUUUGUAGUGGAUCAAAAUCUGUAAUGUAAGUGGUCCUAGAAUCUUCUUAUAAAGUCAACUCUGCACUUUUGAUCCACGUCAAAUGAUGACUACUGUACUUUAUAUACCAUUGGAAUUACUGCAGUUAAGUUUUUUUCUUUGGCUGGGCUGCUGCCUGUUAUUGGUCAGGUUCUAAAAUACAUUUGCACAUUAUUAUUGAAUUUUUCCAAAAUUUUAUUUCUAUUUGUACAUUUUAUAUUUUACUUUUGUCCCAAUUACUAAUGUAAAAUAAAGUUUGAA
Messenger RNA from Carassius gibelio (silver crucian carp), 1498 nucleotides. RefSeq lists its product as uncharacterized. The record is from RefSeq and is a predicted model, not a curated record. NCBI's taxonomy places the organism in Eukaryota, Metazoa, Chordata, Actinopteri, Cypriniformes, Cyprinidae. The transcript is spliced from 3 exons. Bases 301 to 1065 code for a protein of 254 amino acids.